GGCAGGAGCACGCGGGCGGCGCGCGGCGCGGGGGGCGCGCGGCGGGCGGUCUCCUCUCCCCCGGAGCCGCCGCCGCAGCCGGGACCGGGACCGGAGCCGGAGCCCGAGCCCCAGCCGGAGCCGGGCGGGCGGCGGGCGGCGCUCCCCCCCGCCGGCUGCGCGCCGCCCCCGGGGGGCGGCGGUGAGGGACGCUGCCCGGUGUCCCCGCUAUUUAUUUCACACACCCACUCACACGCCCACCCCCCCCGGGCUUCUCCGCGGGCGGGCCAUGGCCGGCGGCGGCGCAGCCGGCCCGGAGGGCGCGCACUGAGAGUGCCCGCAGCCGCCGCCCCCUCCACACACACCCACCCACCUUCACACACCCACCCACCCCCGGUCGUCGGGGCGCGGCCGCAGCAUGUCGGCCGUCGCCUACGUGGACUUCGUGGCGGCGCAGUGCCUGGUCUCCAUCUCCAACCGCUCCGCCGUGCCCGAGGCGGCCCGGCUGAAGGUGCCCGGUGAAGGGGAGGCGGCCCGGGAGCUGCGCGACCCCCGCGACGCCUGGAAGGACUACUGCGCCCUGCUGGCCAUCGCCAAGAGCCUGCUGGAGCUGAACAAGUACCGGCCGCUGCCCGCCCCCUCCGUCUGCAGCGACAGCGUGGAGAGCCCCGACGAGGACGCCGGCUCCGACAGCGACGCGGCCACCGAGCCGGGCUCCAGCCCGCCCCGCAGCCCGCCGCCGGGGCCGCCCCCCCGCCUGCGCGCCGCCGGGGCCGCCCCGAAGGGGAAGCUGGCGGCCGAGAAGCGGCACAAGUGCCCCUACAGCGGCUGCGGCAAGGUCUACGGCAAGUCCUCCCACCUCAAGGCGCACUACCGGGUGCACACAGGCGAGCGACCGUUCCCCUGCACAUGGCCCGACUGCCUUAAAAAGUUCUCCCGCUCCGACGAGCUCACCCGGCACUACCGAACCCACACCGGUGAGAAGCAGUUUCGGUGCCCCCUCUGCGAGAAGCGGUUCAUGCGGAGCGACCACCUGACAAAGCACGCGCGUCGCCACACCGAGUUUCACCCCAGCAUGAUCAAGCGAUCCAAAAAGUCCAGCUCUGGCAGCUCCUUGUGAAUGCGGGGCUGGCCCGGGGAGGGGAGCUGGGGGGCAGGCGAGGUGCGGGCUGCAGCGCCGGAGCACGAGCAUCCGUCGCGGCGCCGGUCGCCCUUGCCAUCCGAAAGCACAUGUAGCCAACGUUCAAAAAAAAUAAAAAACAAAUAAAGUACUCCGAGCCCCACUCCCUGUCCUCCACCUCCCCACCCUUUGCUGGGAACGGUGGUGUGGGGCGAGUGGAUUGUGGGGUGAGAGGAAAGAGGGGAUGUCCAGCAGAGGAGGUGACCACCUCCUCUCAUACAAAGCAUUGAUGCUGGUGUACAUACGUCUGACUGGAUGGCCUGGCCUGUGCCACCACAGUAGUGUGACUCCAAGGUCUUUGUGAUUGCUGUGUCAUGAACAUGUUUUGUUGAACAGUGUAAUGCUGCUUGUAUUUAGAGUUUGUCGAGUAAAACCACUUUCCGAGUCACAUAAAUAACUCUCAGAUAAAAACUCCAUAGCACAUUGUAGAAGUGGGUUUACUUCUGUCUCAGAACGAUCCUGCAUUUAAAGAGACUGUUAAGAGAAACAUUACAUAUGUUACUAAUAGCAUCUGAUUGAUAUACUGAGAUAAGGUGAAUUUAUACUCAAGAAGGCCCAUUCACGUAAAUGGGUCUUUUUAAUUUUUCUUUGUAUUAACUAUACUUUUGAAUAUAAGCUGCACUUUUCCAGUAAAAACAUGUAUAAUUCAAGCAGAUACUUAAAGCAAAAAAACCCAACCCUACAACAGCUCAGUCGUUUUCUGACCGUAUGCGUAUUUAAUUCUGUUAUUCACUUACCUGGAAAAAUACAAGUCAGCCUAGAUAAUGUGUUGGGGAUGUGGGAGCAGAAGCAUACGUCUCUCAAUUGAUCCUAUACUUUUCAUUUGUCAAUAAAUACAGUACUGUACUAUAGAAAUGCCACUAACAGUGCUUUAUUCUGCUGUGUUUUGUUUGAAUGGAUGCAUAACAGCAGCUACCAUCUUUAUGAACUGCUGCUUUUUUAAAGUUUUUUUUUUUUUCUUCCUACACUUGCCUUAAAGAUUUAUUCUCUUCAUACCCUUGCCUAACUCCUGCCGAGUCCUAUGGGAGUUGCGUGUGCUUAUGGAGAGAGUAGACCUUUCCUUAAGAGCACUCUGCUAAUGGAAACAGCUGAAGUUAUUGUAAGGAGCACUUCAGAAGGGCUCCUGUAUCUUUUGAUCACUGUUUCUGUAGACUAUGGGGCAAAACCAUGGGCUAAUUGGAAAUACAGCACAGAAGGUGUGUCGUAAUACUUCUUACGACAUAAGCUUCCCUUGGUACCUUGGGUUGUACCUGUGUCAUGCGUGGCACAUCAAAUAGUGAUAAAGGCAAUAUUACUUUUAUUUUAAAGCUACAUUUUGCUCUUUAAGAGGAGCAAAAAGAUCACUGAAGGAAAACUGGUGGUCAUUAGCUGAGUAUUUCAUCAUUUUUUAUGUUAAAAGCAUGAACUGUAAGAGGUUAUUGAUGAUUAUUUUGUUUUCUCCUCCCCCACUGCAUAUAGGGGGGAUAAUUCUGUUUACACAUUAUUUUUUCCGGAAACAUUCUUCUGUUUGGUUUUUACCCCUUCCUCCAGAAGAGGAAGGGAAGGUGCAGCCCUACUAUAGAGACUUAAGGCCAAAUUCAUCUCGUGAGUAAUCACGCUGAAACCCAAAGUGUUUCCACUGCAGAUGAAUUUAGGUCAUCUUGUAAAAUUCUGUACAUAAAAAAAAAAUCUUGUUAGUACACCUGCAAUUACAGUAUCUUAUUGUUUACCUGAUAAAAAGCUUGCUUCCUAGAAACGAACAUAAAGAAAAUGAACUCAGAGAGUAGAGUGUUUUCUUCUACAGUUGUAUAAGGCUUUCAGCAUUAGAAAUCAGUUUGCAUAUAGUGUUUUUACCUGUGUAGUUCAUAUGAUAAAUUCCGUCUAUGUGAAGAGAACUGCUUUUAAGGCAUUAGGGAUAUUGAGCAGUCUAUGGAGUAAAAAGGGAUGUGUUUUCUUCAGUGAAGACAUCAGGAAACCAAGCACACUUUCUACCUCCGUUUCAGGUUUUUGAAACAUUUAUUUUAGAAACCAAACUUUAAUUUCUGGUGUCCAAAUUGAGUCAUAGGGACAUACGUUCUUCCUAAUAAAAAAUAGGUAGCCUCAGUAUUUCUAUUGAUCUAGAAAUACGAAAAAAAAAAAAGUGUUCUGCUUACCAGUACUGUUAAUGCUGCCUUGCUGAGUGGGGUCAGGGCCAGGGGUAGCCCGGUGAGAUUCAAAGGUGCAUGCACAUUCGUCUUCAUUCUUCUCUGUGAAGAUCAAUGCAAACUUUCGGGUCCGCCCUGCAAUGUGGGUUGUUGCCAUUUUGUAGGACAAACGCAGCACUUGGAAAAUUAAGGCCUGAUCCCGUGAAACACAAGACGCCCUCACGUCCUAUCAACCACAAUGGGAAGCCACAGCUGAUAAGCAGCUCCUAAAUCAGUACGUAGAUGUUUUGGUCACUUAGCUACCAACCAGCAUUAACUGACACAUGGAAGUAAAUGGCCAGAUUUAUGGUUUCCACCUUGCACGUUGGGGGUAGAAUGCACAGCUAAAGAAGCAUCAUCGUUCCUGCUAAGUCUGAAAGAAUCAACAGGCAGGAGGUACUUUGGUCCGUGGGACCUGCAGGCGGGUGUCGUCAUUGCGUGUGGCAAGAUCCUGUGUCUGAAAAAAACCUUCCUAAACGGUAACCCAUUUGCUCUAACGCAUGCUGUAUUUCAGCAUCGGACAGACGGGAUUAGUGCGAUUCAUCAACCACUAACAGAAUAACAUUGGGGAUGAUCAUGUUUGCAGAUUUUGUCUUACUGUUUUGUUCACUUGGGGUUUUUGGGGAUAUACUUCUAGUAAGAGCAAACAAUGUCUCUAACACAUAAACUGCAGGUUAGUUCUUUGCAUCUUGAAGUUAAGUUUGGAAGAGUGUUGCAAAUGUUGGGAAAGAAAAGGAAAAUCAGGUUCUCUAAUACCGUAUGUACUUGUUGUACGAUUUUGGAAAUAGUUAAUAGUGCUGAAGUUAGGACAGCUCCUCUCCUUGGUUAAGAAAGCCCAUUACUAUAGAGAAAUCAUGGCUUUAAAGGUAUAGCUAUACAACACCUUUUUUCAACAGUUUUCCAUGACCUGUAUUACAAAUCUGUUUUCAGUUUGCAGAUGGACUUAGCCCAGCAUACACCAGACUGGACACAUACUUCAAAAUGCUGUUUUACAGACUAGUGAUCUGUAACACUGUAAAAUACCAACUUCCAACAGUUUAAUCAGUUUUAUUUUUGUACAGUAUUCGUAUCCUUUAUAAGUUAUUUUGCUGUCCUGUUUUGUAAAUCACAUGAAAUUGUAAAAAAAAGAAAAGGAAAAAAAAAAGUAGGCAUAGAUGGUUUUGUACAUAUGUAUAUAUAUAUUGUCCAAAUAAAGAAAAAAGGAAUUAAAAAAAAAUAAUG
Chroicocephalus ridibundus (black-headed gull) is the source of this 4542-nucleotide messenger RNA. It is a transcript of the gene KLF9, whose product is annotated as KLF transcription factor 9. Gene Ontology annotation, molecular function: RNA polymerase II cis-regulatory region sequence-specific DNA binding; DNA-binding transcription factor activity, RNA polymerase II-specific. The record is from RefSeq and is a predicted model, not a curated record. The coding region runs from base 398 to 1099 and encodes 233 amino acids. Lineage: Eukaryota; Metazoa; Chordata; Aves; Charadriiformes; Laridae. The transcript is spliced from 2 exons. Gene Ontology annotation, biological process: regulation of transcription by RNA polymerase II.